Messenger RNA from Neltuma alba, 1397 nucleotides. RefSeq names its product cysteine proteinase 15A. Gene Ontology annotation, molecular function: cysteine-type peptidase activity. Bases 50 to 1156 code for a protein of 368 amino acids. Gene Ontology annotation, biological process: proteolysis. Lineage: Eukaryota; Viridiplantae; Streptophyta; Magnoliopsida; Fabales; Fabaceae. The record is from RefSeq and is a predicted model, not a curated record. The transcript is spliced from 4 exons.
CUCAUCUCUCCCACAGUACCUCCUCCACCUGCGUCAUUCCAGGUUUUCGAUGGGCCGCCAUUCACUAUUGGCUCUCUUGCUCCUUUCCGUCCUAUCGGCGGCGGUCGCAACGGCGGAGGGCAUCGACGAUGAAGAUGACCUACUGAUCCGGCAAGUGGUGACGGACAACGACGAUCACCUGCUCAACGCCGAACACCAUUUCUCCACCUUCAAGACCAAGUUCGGCAAGACCUACGCUACUAGAGAGGAGCAUGACCAUCGUUUCGGUGUCUUCAAAGCUAACUUGCGCCGGGCUAGGAUACACCAGAAACUUGAUCCCUCCGCUGUCCACGGCGUCACUAAAUUCUCCGAUCUCACUCCCUCGGAAUUUCGCCGGCAGUACCUCGGCCUUAAGCCGCUUCGUCUUCCCGCCGAUGCUCAAAAGGCUCCAGUCCUCCCAACAAACGAUCUUCCUACGGACUUCGAUUGGCGAGAUCAUGGAGCAGUCACUGGCGUCAAGGACCAGGGAGCAUGUGGAUCAUGCUGGUCGUUUAGCACCACAGGGGCGUUGGAGGGAGCUCAUUUUCUGGCGACUGGCGAGCUUGUGAGCCUUAGCGAGCAACAGCUAGUGGAUUGCGACCAUGAGUGUGAUCCAGAAGAAGCUGGAGCAUGUGACGCAGGCUGCGGCGGCGGGUUGAUGACCUCUGCAUUUGAAUACACCCUGAAGGCCGGUGGACUAGAGCGAGAAAAGGACUAUCCUUACACUGGAAACGAUCGUGGUCCCUGCAAAUUUGACAAAAGCAAAAUUGUUGCUUCCGUGUCUAAUUUCUCUGUGAUUUCCACGGACGAAGAUCAAAUUGCUGCAAAUCUGGUUAAGCAUGGCCCUCUUGCGGUUGGUAUAAAUGCAGUUUUUAUGCAGACAUACAUCGGUGGCGUUUCGUGCCCAUAUAUAUGUGGAAAGCAUUUGGAUCACGGGGUUCUUCUGGUGGGCUAUGGAUCUGCUGCUUAUGCCCCCAUCCGCUUCAAGGAGAAACCCUACUGGAUCAUUAAGAAUUCAUGGGGAGCAAGCUGGGGAGAGAAUGGGUAUUACAAGAUCUGCAGGGGUCGUAACGUGUGUGGAGUGGAUUCCAUGGUCUCAGGCGUGGCUGCUGUCGGCACUUCUACCCAAUCAUCUUAAGCUUGUCUACUUAGUUCCUAGCCCAACUACUAGUUUCGAGUUUGUGUAAAUAACAAGUCCGUCAAAAUAUAGUCUGAUAUCCCUAUAAAUGUCCUCCAUAUGGGAACUGGAGACUGCGCUACGUUCAUGUUAUGUUAUGAUUUCUGUGUUUACUAUGUAACUCUACUCAUUAGUUGUACUAAAGAUAAAGAUUGUUACCCCUUAUAAUAUGAAUAGGAACGGAAAGAAUUUCUCUAGGAAA